Phaethon lepturus (White-tailed tropicbird) is the source of this 469-nucleotide messenger RNA. Its product is annotated as sister chromatid cohesion protein DCC1-like. The annotation marks the transcript as partial. Gene Ontology annotation, biological process: mitotic sister chromatid cohesion; maintenance of mitotic sister chromatid cohesion. Gene Ontology annotation, cellular component: chromosome, centromeric region; Ctf18 RFC-like complex; chromatin. The transcript has 4 exons. The record is from RefSeq and is a predicted model, not a curated record. NCBI's taxonomy places the organism in Eukaryota, Metazoa, Chordata, Aves, Phaethontiformes, Phaethontidae.
AGAUAUGAUAGAACAUAUUCUUUUAAGCUAUGGAAGGAAAUACACUGAUGAUGCAGGGGACAUUUACUUUGAAAUGCGUGAAGAUAAAAUAUGCAGAGCUAUAGCACAAAUGCUUUUGCAAAAUGCAGUUAAAUUCAAUCUAUCAGAAUUUCAAGAAGUCUGGCAACAAAGUGUCCCUGAAGGGAUGACAACAAGGCUCGAUCAGCUUAAGGGCUUGGCUCUUGUGGAUAAAAGCUCAAGACCAGAGACCAUCUUUCUGCUAAAAGUAGAAGACUUACCUGAAGACAAUCAGGAAAGAUUCAACAGCUUAUUCAGCAUACGGGAAAAGUGGACAGAAGUGGAUAUUACCCCUUAUAUAGAAGACUUAUGUGCUGAGAAGCAGACAGUUGGUGCUCUUCUGACAAAAUAUGCUCGCUCCUCAAUGCAGAAUGGUGUUAAAGUCUAUAAUUCUAGAAGACCCAUCUCAUAA